Emiliania huxleyi CCMP1516 is the source of this 1593-nucleotide messenger RNA. RefSeq lists its product as hypothetical. Lineage: Eukaryota; Haptophyta; Isochrysidales; Noelaerhabdaceae. The record is from RefSeq and is a predicted model, not a curated record. Bases 1 to 1593 code for a protein of 530 amino acids. The transcript has 6 exons. Gene Ontology annotation, biological process: proteolysis. Gene Ontology annotation, molecular function: aspartic-type endopeptidase activity.
AUGUACAUGUGGCAGUUGCACGCCCACACCCCGCUAAAAUUUGUCGCCGCCGCGGAGGCUCACGACCCGCGUGUGCAUCCGGGCGGCCGGCGGCAGCUCUCGCUCAAGGCGGGCUGGCGGCUGAAUGGCAACCUGCAGACGCUCGGCUACUUUGCCGCCGAGAUGUGCGUGGGCAACCCGCCACGGUCCUUUUCGCUCAUCGUCGACACCGGCUCCGGCAUGACGGCGCUCCCUUGCGCCGACUGCACUCACUGCGGCCACCACUCGGCGGGCACUCGCUUUGACGCUUCGGCGUCGCCAACCUCGUCGGUGGUUGGCUGCUCCGGCUGCGGCUCGUGCGACCGCGGCUCGUGCGGCUACUCGGUCUCGUACACGGAGGGCUCCUCCAUUCGAGGCCGCCUCGUCAGGGAUGAGGUGCACUAUGCGGUCGACGGCGCAUCCGGCCGCACCGCGCCGACCGUCUUUGGCUGCCAGACGUACGAGUCGGGCCUCUUCCACUCGCAGCAGGCGGACGGGAUCGCCGGCUUCUCGCGCGCGGGCUCCGGAGGCCAGGGCGGCUCGCUGCUGAGAGACCUCUGCGCGGCGACGGGCGCGCCCGCCGCGCGCCCGCCAUCUUCUCGCUCUGCCUCUCCUCGGACAGCGGCGCGCUGGUCAUGGGAGGCGCGGUGCUCGAGUUCCGCGUCGGGGGCCAUACCGUCGGCUCGCCCUCCGCCGCUGCUGCGAGCAGCGCAAGGCUCGCCGUCUGACUUUUCGCACUCGAUCGUCGACUCGGGCACCACCUUCAUCUACCUCCCCCCGACGCCCUACGCCGCCGUGCGGCGCCUCUUCCAGCAGAGCUGCCCGUGGCCCGCGGGCUGCGCCUCGCGCUCGGUCAAGGGGCACUACCCAGACGACUUCUGCUACACGAUGGAGGAGGCCGACCUCGGUGGGUUCGCCAACCACUCGAUCCGCCUCGGCGGCGGCUUCGAGCUCCCGCUCACGCCGCGACAGUACAUCUACAAGGACCGCCCCGGCGUCUGGUGUCUCGGAGUCUUCGACAACGGCCACGCCGGCCUCGUCGUCUUCGACGUCGACGGCCGCCGCAUCGCCUUCCUGCCGCACAACUGCGACGCCAUGGCCGCAGCCAAGGCGCCCUCCCUCCUCACCGGCGGCUAUGGCCUCGCCGGCUGCUCAAAGCCCCUCACGCCCGAGCCGCCGCCGCCGCCGCCUUCCCCGCCGCCCACGCCGCCAGCCCCGCCCGUCCCGCCGCUGCCGCCGCACCCGCCGCCGAUCCCUCCCCGGCCGCCGAUCCACCCGCCGCUGCCGCCGCACCCGCCCGGCUGGGGCACGCCACUGUUGACGCGCGUCUACCAGAGCGUCUCGUCGGCGCUGCAAGGCUUGCGCGAGUCGGGCCGGGCCGGCUUGGCCGCGGCCUCGUCGCUGUUUGCGCUGCCGAGCGGCAGCGACCGCACGAGGCGCGUCUUCGGCAUCCUCGGCGUCGUGCUCGCCGCCAUCUUUUGCUGCCUGACGCCUCUUCUCUUCUGCGCGCUGAGGAUGCUAUUCGAGGCGCUCCGAGGGCCGACAGCCCUCGCUCGGCCGCAGUCCACUCGCUGA